AUGGGAAGAAAAACAAUUUUGUUUCUGAUUAUAGGGGUCCUUUGGGGAUAUUACAUUUAUAUUCCUCUCCCAGAUAAUAUUGAGGAACCUUGGAAAGUGAUGCAGACAAACACACCUGUGAACAUUAUAACCAAUGUGGCUUUGUUUGCUGAACUCUUGGGAAUCAGCCAUUUCAUAGACACUCUACAUUUCUUGAUGAGCUUUCAAGACGUUCCACCUACAUCUGAUGAAAAUGUCACCGUGUUGGAGACAACUUUCAACAAAGUUCCUGUUCGUGUAUAUGUGCCAAAGCGGAAGGCAGAGAUGCUACGAAGGGGUUUAUUUUACAUUCAUGGUGGUGGCUGGUGUUUGGGGGAUGCAGCUUUUUUUAAUUAUGACUUUAUGUCCAGGCGGACAGCUGACAGACUUGAUGCUGUUGUUGUAUCAACCAACUACAGACUAGCUCCUAAAUACCAUUUUCCAAAUCAAUUUGAAGACGUAUAUAAUGCCUUAAAGUGGUUCUUGCAUCAAGAUGUUCUCGAAAUAUAUGGUGUUGAUCCUGAAAGAGUUGGUGUUUCUGGAGACAGUGCUGGUGGAAAUUUAGCUGCAGCAGUGGCUCAGCAGCUCACAGAAGACCCUGAUGUCAAGAUCAAACUUAAGAUACAAUCGUUAAUAUAUCCAGCUCUUCAGACUCUUGAUAUGGAUUUACCAUCCUAUAGGGAACUCCCACAAUUUCCAAUGCUGACCAAACAAUUUAUGGUUAGGUUUUGGAGUGAAUACUUUACUACGGAUAGAUCACUUGAAAAAGCCAUGCUCUUAAAUCAACAUGUACCAGUGGAAGCAAAACAUCUAUUUAAAUUUGUUAAUUGGAGUUCCUUGCUCCCUGAGAAGUUUAAGAAAAGGCACUCUUAUAAUAGUCCAACUCAUGGUAAUUCUGAUCUGGCUAAAAAAUAUCCAGGGUUCCUAGAUGUGAGGGCAGCCCCACUGUUGGCUGAUGACAACAAAUUGAGUGGUUUACCCAGGAGCUAUGUCAUCACUUGUCAAUAUGAUGUCUUAAGAGAUGAUGGAGUCAUGUAUGUCACCCGCCUUCGAAAU
Otolemur garnettii (small-eared galago) is the source of this 1074-nucleotide messenger RNA. RefSeq names its product arylacetamide deacetylase-like. The transcript is spliced from 5 exons. The record is from RefSeq and is a predicted model, not a curated record. Gene Ontology annotation, cellular component: endoplasmic reticulum membrane. Gene Ontology annotation, biological process: positive regulation of triglyceride catabolic process. The annotation marks the transcript as partial. Gene Ontology annotation, molecular function: triacylglycerol lipase activity; serine hydrolase activity. Lineage: Eukaryota; Metazoa; Chordata; Mammalia; Primates; Galagidae.